AUGACUUAUGAGAUUUCCACAAAWWAUCAAACAAACGGAUCAGUUAAGCGAAAWCGAAAACAACGAAAAACAUCCAAAGAGUUACCAUCAAUAAAGUCGUCGUCAAAGACAUCGUUAUUGAAAAAAUGUUUAAUAAAAGAGGUCUCUGAAGAACCUACUGAACAACAAAAAAAACCACUGAUUGUGUCUAUCGAAGAGUUGCGUGAAUUUUAUUUAUGGACUGAAAAGUACAAACCAAUGAACAGCUGUGAAGUGAUUGGUCAGACCGUUGCCGUCAAUCGGUUAAAGUCGUGGCUCGAAGACUGGAGUCUGAAGAAUACCGAUCGGGCGAGUAGUGAAUACAGCGAUUCCAGUAAUGCUUUGGAUGAAUCUAAUGCUUGUCUGCUAAUCUGUGGACCGACCGGUUCAGGAAAGACAUCGAUGAUCUAUGCGGUGGCCGAUGAACUCAAGUAUGAAGUGCUUGAAUUGAACGCAUCGGCCAAACGAAACGGUCGCUUCAUAUCCAAGAUUUUGACGGAAGCGACACAAUCGCAUCACAUGCAGAGGAAUAACGAGUUGUCAUCACAGGGCUCACAGAAUACGAUUCACUCUUAUUUUUCAUCGGUGGUCAACAAUCAUAUGUUUGAACCAUUGGACAAACCGAUGAAAAAGAAACCAAAACCUAAAGGCAUUUUGAGUUAUUUUCAGAAAGUGACAAACAAUAGUAAGUCAUCAAAUGAUAAAGACAUUGAAAUUGUGGACAUCGUAAGCCAUUCUCAAGAAUCGCAAGACAAACACGAUUCUGUCAUUAAGACAUCGACUGAAAUGAAGAAAAAAUUGUCGAUUGCCGCCAAUUCACUCAUACUAUUUGAUGACAUCGACAUCAUGAUCGACGACGACAUGAAUGGCUUCUGGAAUGCCUUUAAUAAGAUCAAUGCCAUCACCAAAAAGCCUAUCAUUUUGACUGCCACUCAAUAUAUUCCUUACAUCAAAGAGUGUGUCAAUCGUUUGCAAGUCUUGAAACUUCAUCGACCAGACAGUGCACAGACUAUUGACUCAUUGAUAAGUAUUUAUCAUAAAGAUAGCCGUAUUGUUGAAAAUGGACACCAAUUAACUGAUAAUGUAUUCAAAUGUUUGUGCAAACAAUACGACAAUGAUAUCAGAAGAUGUUUGAAUGAAUUACAAUUUGGAUCACAUAGUAGUUGUGAUGAUUGUUGUGUUUGCAAUAACAGUGAAAGUGAUUCUCAAGAAGUUGAGAGUGAAAUUACUGCAAACUUUACCGUAUAUUAUAAUUCAUUGUUAUUUUCAAAUAUAUUUGAAAAUAAAUUUAAAAUCUUAAGUCAACCGGAGAGUAGACAUCGAUGGCAUCAAUGUAUGGCACCCAACAUUGAUGAUCAUUACAAUAGUAUAGCUCAAGAUAUUGUUGAAUCAGUUAAAGAGUUGAAUAAUAAUGUUAAUAAUAAUAAUGUUUUACAGUAUUUGCCACUAAAUGUCACCAAACAAACUCUUCUCUUGGAUUACUGUCCAUACAUAUCAUUCAUCUGUACGUUGGAAUCGUUGCGUCAAUCGUUGACAUCAAAUCACUCGCGACGGUCGCGAAGAUUUAYCCAUCAUUUGGACACAAAUGGUCUUUACAUCGACACUCAAGUUAAGUGUCAACUGAUGUCAAUAUUUGCCACUAAUUACAAUCCAACCAUUGAUGAGGAUAGUAGUGAUCAAACAAGACCUGUCAUCGAUUAUGAUUUAUAUGAUUGA
Oppia nitens is the source of this 1734-nucleotide messenger RNA. Its product is annotated as enhanced level of genomic instability 1-like. The transcript has 3 exons. The record is from RefSeq and is a predicted model, not a curated record. Lineage: Eukaryota; Metazoa; Arthropoda; Arachnida; Sarcoptiformes; Oppiidae. Bases 1 to 1734 code for a protein of 577 amino acids. Gene Ontology annotation, cellular component: nucleus. Gene Ontology annotation, molecular function: DNA binding; ATP binding; ATP hydrolysis activity.